UUGAACGAAUUGAACCGGCACGAGAAGGACAAUUGGCAGGUACUGAAGUCUUUAUUUGGAGAUAAAACCAGUAAGCUUAUUGUCUUUUUCACUCCUUACGUGGUUUUGCCAAUCAUGUUCAAAAUCAACUCCUUCAAUCAUGGAUUUAUGAUUCCAAAGCUCUUCCUCACCGGCUUGAUGAUGGUUCCCAUCGCGUAUGUUUUGAAGAACUUCGUCAUCAAAGGGAUUGUUCCUGAUCGGUCGUUGCUAAAGUCACCUUUACUGAGCGGAAUCUUUUCAGGAACGUUGUUUUGGGCGAUUUUGCUGUUCUGCUUCGAGGUGUUUCCGAUAGUAGCAUUCAAGAGCUUUCGAUUGUUUAUUCAUUCACUCCUUUUGGCUGCAUGCAUCGUGGUGAUAUCAUACUCAUUCUAUAAAUCCAUGGUAUUAAACCCCGGCUUGGUGCCCAUCACCACUGACCAGACCAAGAUCAUGGCCCAGAUCCACGAAUUGAUCAAAAUCAAUAGGUUCAAUCCAGACAACUUUUGUGUCAACAUGUUGGUAAGAAAACCAUUGAGAUCCAAAUACAGUCACUAUAACAAGCGAUUGAUUGCCCGAUUUGACCAUUUUUGCCCUUGGGUGUACAACGAAAUUGGUGUUAGAAACCAUAAGAUCUUUAUAUUUUUCAUCUACUCGUUGAAUUUGGGGAUCUUUUUAUACUCGACUUUGGUGCUCAGCUACUUCAAGUACGCCAAACCUCAAUUAGAAACCCGUGAUGGCUAUGAUUCUGACGAUGAAGGCGAAUGUUUAUUCUUUGAUGACGAGAUGUGCAAAGGUUUCAUCAACUUCAACUUCACCUUCAACUUGAUGGUUUGGUGUUGCUUCCAGUUCGUGUGGGUAUCAUUCUUAUCGUUAACCCAGACGUUUCAGAUCGUAAAAGGUUUAACCACCUACGAAUUUGCUACGUUAUCAUCACCUGGAUCACUUGGGGAACCAAAGAACCCUUUCAAAGUAUGCCUCAAACUUCUUGGAAUUGACCAGUUCAUGUUAUCAGCAAAAAUGAGUAUCAUGUCGUUGCUUAAUAGGAAUGUAGAUGAUUUCCAGAAUAUCGAAUCAGAUAUUCCGUCCGAUUAUGGAGUCAAACAGAACUGGCUAGAUUUUUGGGUUCUUGGAGACAUCAAGUUUCGGAACGUGUUCUACUUACCACUUGAAGGAGAGAACAAUUUGAACGGACAGUUGGUUGACUACUAUACGCUUUAUGACUACCCUAGCAAAAGCCCUAGCCAACUAGCUUAAUACACUGUAUCUAUACAAUCACAAUAUUUUCCAUACAUGUACUUGAAUGACAACACGCAAGUAGACAUAUAGAAAACAACAUGAAUAAACAUAUUGUCUCUAUAACGGGUGGCCGACAUCACAACAUAUGACAAAAGUCAAGUCAACUUGUCAGACAGCCACUUAUACCCACCCAAUACGAAGCCUCCCGAAAGAGUAUGAAGUAAAGGGUCAAGAUCAUCGCUCCUUUGAAGACGAAAAUCCUCACGAGGAGGAAAUUCAUCCAUAAUAAAGGCAAAAAUGAAUAGAUGACCGGACCACAGAGGAUCACAGACAAGCUAAAUCGUUCUCACUUUGAGGGUAUAAGGGUAUCUCACUCAUCAACCAAGUUGGAUUCAGUGGCUCUUUUGAAGAGUCAAAGAGAGACGUGACCUAUAGAAAUGAUCCUAUGAAGUACGUCGAC
Yamadazyma tenuis ATCC 10573 is the source of this 1714-nucleotide messenger RNA. RefSeq names its product palmitoyltransferase (gene AKR1). Gene Ontology annotation, cellular component: Golgi membrane. Gene Ontology annotation, molecular function: protein binding; palmitoyltransferase activity. Gene Ontology annotation, biological process: protein palmitoylation. The record is from RefSeq and is a predicted model, not a curated record. NCBI's taxonomy places the organism in Eukaryota, Fungi, Ascomycota, Pichiomycetes, Serinales, Debaryomycetaceae.